This is a messenger RNA of Entamoeba invadens IP1, 1269 nucleotides long. RefSeq names its product RNA-binding protein, putative. Gene Ontology annotation, biological process: positive regulation of mRNA splicing, via spliceosome. Lineage: Eukaryota; Evosea; Mastigamoebida; Endamoebidae. The transcript is spliced from 3 exons. Gene Ontology annotation, molecular function: RNA binding. Gene Ontology annotation, cellular component: spliceosomal complex. Bases 1 to 1269 code for a protein of 422 amino acids. The record is from RefSeq and is a predicted model, not a curated record.
AUGCAAGAGUAUGUUCAAUGCGACCAGAGUGUCUUAUACGUGAGUAACCUUCCCACUUCUAUUAGUGAUCUUCGUUUACGAGAAACAUUUUCAAAGUUCGGGCAAGUCGACGAAGCUACGAUCAUCUUCGACAGAGAGACGAAGAAAUCAAAAGGGUGUGGAUUUGUCAAAUUUGUCUAUAGAGAUGAUGCCGUCAGUUGUUAUAAUUAUCACAAAUUCAAAAAGAACUACGUUGUGGAAUGGGCGCGGUCUCAAAUCCACAGAGCUAGCCAAGCAGACAAAUACACAAUUUUUAUCGGUAACCUUUCAAAGCUCCAAGCGACGCAAAAACAAAUUGAGCGCCGUUUUAAUCAGUACGGCGUCAUCGAAAAAGUGACGAUCAUUAAUCGAACAACAGAGACAACGGCGUACGCCUUUGUUAAAUACGACAACACGUUAUCCCCCACCGACGCAAUUACAGCGGAGAACAACUCAAAUUGGGACGGACAAAUCAUCACAGUGGAAUUAUCGGAGAAUUCCAUCCCGACAAAGAAAGAAUCUUUCAAUGCGUCCUCGAUGUCAAUCAAACCGUUGCUCCGCGAGCCGUCACGAGACUUAUUAAAGGAUCAAAAGAAUGCUCGGGAGUCUUCUGACCCUUCUUUCACAUUUAAGUAUCAAGACAGAGGGCAAGAGAAGGACGAGCAAAAGGAGAAGAAAAGGUCGUUUAAAGCUCUUCAUUCGUCUCCUGAUAUGUCGACGCCUCAAUACUCGUCGCAUUUGAGUGCUUUCAAGUCGAGCUCGAGCAACACCCCUUACUCAUUCACCCCCUUCCAAAUUUCGCCUCAUCAAUCCCCCCUUUCCGCCACACGUUGUCAAAAUGUCAACACACCCAAUCUCCAGGGAACUCAAAAAUUCACCGAGUUCAAGCUUUCCCAACAGGCGCAGCCGUUCUUCCCAUCUCAGAAACUUCAUAGACAACCUCUCAAAAAAGACAACAACGGGUUGAGUUGUUACUCCAAAAAAAAUGAGAAGAUUGAGAAACCGGAAAGGUUUGAGAGAUUGACAAAGCAAAUGAGUGACGUGGAACGAAAGGAUCAUAUGAUCCUGGAAAAAGCAAGUAAGGCAGAUUCAAUGCCUGAAAUCCCAUUCCCAGAAUCACUCGCACAAGACGCUAUGCUCAACGACGCUAUGGACGCGCCGAUGAGAAAACUUCGAAGAGAUGACGAUCUCGACCUCGAGUCUCUCCACGACUUCAUGAAAAAGUCUUCGUUCCUGGCAGACGACGACUAA